This is a messenger RNA of Podarcis raffonei (Aeolian wall lizard), 2985 nucleotides long. Its product is annotated as zinc finger protein 14-like. The transcript is spliced from 2 exons. Bases 931 to 2454 code for a protein of 507 amino acids. NCBI's taxonomy places the organism in Eukaryota, Metazoa, Chordata, Lepidosauria, Squamata, Lacertidae. Gene Ontology annotation, biological process: regulation of transcription by RNA polymerase II. The record is from RefSeq and is a predicted model, not a curated record. Gene Ontology annotation, molecular function: RNA polymerase II cis-regulatory region sequence-specific DNA binding; DNA-binding transcription factor activity.
GUGUGUCAGACUGAGAAUGUCAUCAGGAAGGUCUAGGAAAUGGUGCACCUGCUUCUGAGCAUCAGAAAUGAGCAUGGAAAGAGUUAAUAUCAUAAACCUACUGGAAUCGGCCCCCUCCCUUUGUAACAAGCAGCUGUAGGUCUUUUGGGAUUUAAUAUCAGCUCAUGAAAAGUUGGGCACACGACCCAGAAAGCUGCCUGGCUCCCUCCGUCUGAAGGCGGAGAUAUGCAGCACACGCCCUAGUCGAAUUUGGCUGGACAUGCCAUGGGAAAGCAGAAGGGGCAAGCAAGGAAGGGGGAGACGGCCAAAAAAACCUGCUCUCACACAAGUGCCCCCCCUGCCAAUUCCGUAACAUUAGCAAAGCCCAAGUUCAAACACCAGUCCCUAUUUAAAAGAGGCCCCCGUAAGGACGACACUGGACUGCCCUUUACGGUUGCCGUAAGUUACUCUUCCAAGUCCCAAAAGCGCGUAGCAACUCCGGUCUAUUUUGCAGGGCUGUUGUAACAGGGACACCCUACGCCACCGCCCAGGGCAGCCCAAAGUGACGUAUAACCAAUCGUUGUUGUUGUUGUUGAUGAUGAUGUUGUUGUUGUUGUUGUGUUCCACAGUGAGACUCCAAGGUCUUCUGUGUCAUGUUUCCUGUGCAGUGGACGCUCAGGUUGUGAACGUGAUCCGUGCGGGUGGCACAUUCACAACCUACAGCGCUGCGUCUGCGCAUGUGUGGGUUGCAAUUUGGUGAUUCUGCACACGCACAAAGCGUGAUUUAGUGGUUCUGCACAUGUGUGAGCACUGAAACCCGGAAAUAACCCGCAACCCGAAAACGCACAACUCGAAGCAUCUGUAACCCGAGAAAACAAAUAGGAUUUUCUCCCCACCCCAUUGAAAGAAGACAAUGGAGAAGGCAGUCAGAAUUCUGGUGGGCCAUGUCCAAUGGGAAUAACAAAGAAACCAUUUAAAUACAUGGAGUGUGAAAACAGAGAACAUAAACUAUUUGAAAGUAUGGAGUGUCGAAGGAGCUUCACUGACAGUGGAAACCUUAGAAAACAUCAGUGGUCUCACUCAGGGGAGAAACCAUUUAAUUGCAUGGAGUGUGCAAAGAGCUUCACUACUAGCGGAAGCCUUAGAAUUCAUCUACGGACUCACACGGGGGAGAAACCAUUUAAAUGUAUGGAGUGUGGAAAGAGCUUCACUAUUAGCGGAAGCCUUAGAAUUCAUCAACGGACUCACACAGGGGAGAAAUCAUUUAAAUGCAUGGAGUGUGGAAAGAGCUUCAGUCAAAGUGGACAACUUAGAGUUCAUCAACGGACUCACACAGGGGAGAAACCAUUUAAAUGCAUGGAAUGUGGAAAGAGCUUCACUACUAGCGGAAGCCUUAGAAUUCAUCAACGGACUCACACAGGGGAGAAACCAUUUAAAUGCAUGGAGUGUGGAAAGAGCUACAGUCAGAGUGGAGACCUUAGAAUUCAUCUACGGACUCACACAGGGGAGAAAUCAUUUAAUUGCAUGGAGUGUGGAAAGAGAUUCACUACUAGCAGAAGCCUUAGAAUUCAUCUACGGACUCACACGGGGGAGAAACCAUUUAAUUGCAUGGAGUGUGGAAAGAGCUUCACUACUAGCAAAAGCCUUAGAAUUCAUCUACGGACUCACACGGGGGAGAAACCAUUUAAUUGCAUGGAGUGUAGAAAGAGCUUCACUACUAGCAGAAGCCUUAGAAUUCAUCUACGGACUCACACGGGGGAGAAACCAUUUAAAUGUAUGGAGUGUGGAAAGAGCUUCAGUCAAAGUGGACAACUUAGAAUUCAUCAACAGACUCACACAGGGGAGAAAUCAUUUAAAUGCAUGGAGUGUGGAAAGAGCUUCAGUCAAAGUGGACAACUUAGAAUUCAUCAACGAACUCACACAGGGGAGAAACCAUUUAAAUGUAUGGAGUGUGGAAAGAGCUUCACUAUUAGCGGAAGCCUUAGAAUUCAUCAACGGACUCACACAGGGGAGAAAUCAUUUAAAUGCAUGGAGUGUGGAAAGAGCUUCAGUGAAAGUGGACAACUUAGAAUUCAUCAACGAACUCACACAGGGGAGAAACCAUUUAAAUGUAUGGAGUGUGGAAAGAGCUUCAGUCAAAGUGGAAAACUUAGAAUUCAUCAACGGACUCACACAGGGGAGAAACCAUUUAAAUGCAUGGAAUGUGGAAUGAGCUUCACUGAGAGUGGAUCACUUAGAAACCAUCAACGGACUCACACAGGGGAGAAACCGUUUCAAUGCAUGGAGUGCGGAAGGAGCUUCAGUAAGAGUGGACACCUUAGAAGACAUCAACGGACUCACACAGGGGAGAAACCAUUUAAAUGUAUGGAGUGUGGAAAGAGCUUCAGUCAGAGUGGAGACCUUAGAAUUCAUCAACGGACGCACAUGGGGAGAAACCAUUUAAAUGCAUGGGAUGUGGAAAGAGCUUCACUGUGAGUGGAAAACUUAGAAGACAUCAAUGGACGCACACAGGGGAGAAACCAUUUAAAUGCAUGGAAUGUGGAAAGAGCUUCACUGAGAGUGGAAAACUUAGACUUCAUCAACGGAGUCACAUGGGGGAGAAAUCAUUUAAAUGCAUGGAGCGUGGAAAGAGUUUCAGUACAAGUGGAGUUCUUACAAAACAUCAACAAACUCAUACAGGGGAGCAACAAUAUAAGUCCUAGGGAAGUGGACAGAGGUUCAGUUGUAGUGGAAGUCUUACAAACCAUCAAAAGACUUCGAGGGGUAAGAGCUGUAAUAGUGGAAACACCUUCAGGCCAUCAAUUAACUCAAAGAAGAGAAAGGAUUUAGACAGAAGGAGUGUUCAUCCUGCUUUGGUUAUUAUGCAACACUUUUUAGAGUGUAGGACCUGUUUCUCUCCAAGUUGACACUUUUUUUUUUUUAAUAGCUUUUAUUUUUCUUAAACAGGUACAUAUAAAUAUAAACAGCCAAAAAUUACAAAGGAAAAUUCCUUAAUAGUAAUGGGGG